GUUUUAUUAAUUUACACGAUAAAAAGGAGCCCAUAAUCCACCAUCACCAGUUUUACCACGAAUCGAUUGUUACGAAUUACUCAAGCGUACUCCACAAUCGGUUUGUGAGUCAUUUGUGGAUUUUGGGCCUUUUGCGGGGCGAUUCUUGUAAAAUCAUUACUUUGAAGUGUCGUAAUGCAGGAGGAAGAUGACUCCUGAAAAUGACAAAAUUUUGAAAGUUGUGUUUGAGAAACUGUGGAUAAUUCAUGUUUUCGUAACUCAGCGACAUGAGUGCGAUAAUUGCCUUUAUUUCUCAAAUUUGCUUCGCUGUUGGUGGAUUAAUGGACUUUGCAAAAAACCAUUUUAUGCCUUCUGCAAGAGGCGAAAUCGCUGGAGUGGGGGAAGACUUUGUUCAGUCCGUUUUCGUGUUGUAAAAUUUACACAAUUUCAGUUUGAAGUGGGGUUCAAUAUUUUUAGUGGGGAGCGACGACGCCAUCUUGUGUUUCGCUUCACAAACGUUUCACGCAACCUUCAACGACUCGCGUGUGUGUGUGCGCUCGACUGUGAAUCACUAUCCAUUCGUUUGUGGUAUAUUUCGAUAGUUUUUUUUUGCAUAAUUGCGAGUUCGGAUACUGAAAGUAAUCAACCUUCGAACAUCCAACCUCUUGGAACAAUAGAAAUAGUUAGCAGCACUGAAGUGCGUAGUUUGGUGGUGGGACAAGUACAGUGAAAACUUAUCGAGAAAAGAUUCUGAUUCGCGAGCGUCGUGUAGUACGUGACGUGAAUCUGGUUGGGAAAAAAGUACAAUUACAGUCCGGAGUUACACCACGUCACAAAGGUUGCGCUUUGUCCCGCGGUUAAUCAUCGCCCUUUACCAAGACGGCGUUCUAAAGUUCGGAUUCCAAAGGGCGUCCGAUGCGGACCUUCAGAAUGGUCCAACAUUUUCUCAUGAGAAUGAUCGCGAGGGAACGCGUUUCUGGGGUUGCACGCUUGGUAUACGAAAAUCGGGGUUAAAAGCAUCAUAGCAAAUCAUUCACAAGCGUGUAGUAUAGGACAAGGGGAAGGAGGAGGGAGAGAAGGGAGUUGGUGGCAGCUGCAAACACAAAGGAGAAGGGAAAGGAGCACAAAAGCGAAAGCCAGUUGCCCGUGUGUCGACGAGGUUUGCGUUGGUGUGUGUGCUAUUGUGUUGUAAAAUGCACAGUAGUGUUCGUGAGAGAGUGGAUUUCUCGUCGAGGAGUUUACGGUUUUCCUCCCUUCUUUCAGCUCUCGCAACGACGUUGAAAUGACGUUGUUGGUUAAACUUUGUAUCGACGGUUAGUUGUUUGAGCAUCUUCAGCUAACAUCAGCCGUUGAAGUUGAUGAGUUUCGCGAACGAGUAAUUUAGCUGCAGUCAAAGUAGCGACGGCUGGAGCGGAAAAACUGUGCAACCAUAGCAACAGCAGCCGUGUAUAGUGUGCGUGUAAAACCAGAAAGUAUGUGGCUCUGUUCUCAUCUUUUGUUGGCAAUCGAAAGAGAGAAUUAGAAAAAUCGGCGCGUGAAUGAACGAGCAAUUAGAGGCUGGAGUUGGUUUGGCGUGGAAUCCGCACGUGAUAUUGUGUAAAUAGCCUUAACGGAGUGUAUCGAAAUAGUGACAGUGCAAACAGUGGAUACAAAAGAAAUCAGGGAGCAAAAAGGACGCCAACGGUGUUGCUGCGCUGCACAGAAACAAGUGAUAGAUAGAGGCAGAGGAAGGCAACGGAAGUGACGCAAUGACAAACUCGCAAAACCGAAAUGCCCGUAACGGUGCGAACAACGCCGACCGCUACUUCAGUAACCACAGCCCGCAACAGCUGAGCGCUCAACAGCAGCAGCAGCAGCAGCAGCAUCAGCAAACGGUAGCGGGCAGUGCUGGUGGUAGCAACGGUGGUGGUAAGCGAGGAGGAAACAGCAAUGCGAACGGUGGUCGUAGUCAACGGUCACCCAGCACGAACUACUUCCGUAGUAUUUUUUCGUCGAGCGCCGCUAUACCCAUAGUACAACAGCAGCAGCAGCACCAGCAGCGGCAACCGUCAUCGUCUCCGACGGCCGGUGGCCGAGUUUCCGGCGGUCGUCAUACCAGCAACAGUAGCAGUAGCUCAAACAGCUUUAAUCAACGAUCCAGCCCAAGUGGCAACGGAGGAGGGAUAGCGAUUGUAGGAGCAGGAGGCUCUUCCUCGACACUGUACUCAUCGUCGUUGGGUGGCGCACCUGUAUCAGGUUCACCGCCAAACUUUUCGCGCUUUGCCGGAAGCAAGUGCUACGACGCUCCGGCUCCCACCGCCCUGCCGAAGCCUCCGGUACACUGGACGGCCACAUCGGGCGCCCCAAACUGUGGCGGUUUCGUCGGCACCAGCGGUCCCUUACCAACGGUGAUGGCAGCUUCGUCGAUGAUGGCUGGAAGUGGCAAAAAGGUGGCAGGAUCCGCCGGCAACAACGCCAUUAAUGGCGCUGCCAGCUCGGUGAAGCAACAUCAUCUUCACUAUCCUCAGUCGUCGUCCUCGUUCCAACAGGGACCGCAGCAGCAGACUCGUCUGCGCACGAAAGCGAUGAAAUCCUGUGCUUCGGCGGCGGCCAGGGCUAACAACCGUCAUGCGGCGAUGUUUACCCAUAAUCUGAAAACGAUCCUCAAUGUACAAGCUUAACAACUCAAUGUCGCACUAAGCAGCAGCAACAGCAACAGCAACAGCAACAUCAGCACCAGCAGUAACAGUGGAAACAGUAGCUUUUGUGACGCCCAAUGCGAAACGAAUCAAUCGGAGACGGUAACAGACCAGGAGGAGGAUGAGGAGGAAGAGGAGGAUGGCAGUCUACUGCGGAAGUUGGCACCGUUGUUACCGGUCACAAAUACGUCGGUCAUGCUACAACAUCAACGCAAACGGCAGCGACGCAGGCAGAAGAAGGAGCAUUCACACUAGAGAACGGCAAUGUUUUAAAGCACUUGUACGAUGGUAAGGUGUAAGAAGAUUGAGAGUAUGCGGAGCCGUCAUUUGGAGUAUAUGGAUUGUCGAACGUCGGAGCCAGUGCGAUCGUAGUUUUGUCACGGAUACUCACUAUUCCACGCGGCCCCCUAGAAUCACCGUUCGAAGUCGCUGUGUGGGAACGAGAUAGUACUGACCCGAGGAUCGCGAAAGCCGACGACUCUUCAAACGUGACAGUUAAAAGCAGAAAUUCUUCGUUCGUACGGAUUUCAAUCUGCAAGCGCCUGAAUGUUGUUCUACAGACAAUGUCUCAUAUCGUAUAUGCCUGUGUUUGUUGCUGGGCGCUUUUUUCUCCGAGUGCGGGAGAGGACACCUGAAUCCACCGUGUCGCGUCUCCGGUUCGAUUGUUCCGUCUGACUGUCGCAGACAGCUAAUUGGUGCUUCGGCGUCGUACUGGCCGCCGAAAAGUGGUCUACCGCGUCACCAUUGGCAGUGUGUGCCACUUACCGGUGAACCCGUGUUUUAAUGUUGUAAUUUAUUGAUGCUGUUGCUGCGGUAGCUGACCCGGAGGAGGUACCCGGCGGAUACGUAAAUCGCGACGGAGGAGAAGCAGCACCACCAUGCAAAAGGCACUGUCUGUCUUUUGUGUGCAUGUAUGUAAAAGAAAAAUUGUAACUAUAUUUUAUGUUCGGAACGUUUUGUUUUUUUUUUAUAUGACCUUCGAGUUAUAGCCUUUGUUUGAACGCUCCAUUAUGUUAAUAAUGAAACGAAAAUUACGAGAUAGGAAGACAAAUUCAGAGAAGAUAGCUACGAUCUUAUUGCAAACUGGAAGAUGGAAUGGUCAAUGGAGAGAAGAAGGAAGGACGUCUGUGACAAAGAGUGUGAGAAAGAAAGAGGAUGAUUGGUAGGAGGAAGGCGUAGGAGAAUAAGAUUUAAAGGCAAAGAGAGAGAGAGCGAGCGAAUGAGAGAGAUACAGUAAAGAAAGUAAUGAGAUGAGGGAUGCACAUUUAAAAUAGGUGACUUCGCUAUCGUCAAUGCUUUCAACGGUGGGCCCUAGUGUGUAAACGAGGCGCAUUUCAGUUUGAUUUAAGAGAAAAAGCGAGAAAGCAAAGAUUUACUCUAUACUGAUGAGAUGAAGGAAAAGGGCGGAUUCCUGCAGUAGAACCCGGAAUCGAUUGUAAGGGUGCUUGUGUGUUUGAGUGUAGUUUCGGGAUCGUAUGCAUUUUAAGGAAACGACGCGCUCAACACCACCAUCCCCAAAACCACGAAAGGUGUGCCGCAUGAGCGUAUUUCGGUUUGUUUCAUAACUUGUUUGCCAUAUAAGUCAUGAUUGCACGGAAGUCGCGACGACAAGGGUGUACAAAUUUGUCUUUUUGUAUCUUAAAACAAAAGGAUAAUAGUUCCAAACUAUGUUUUAGCUGCCUUGCUGCACUCUAUGCCAAAUUGAAUAAGAUUGUGAUGUUCGUCCUACGACCAACUCUUCUUUAACAUUAUCGAUAAACUGUUACUUUCUUGACUCCGAAGUCGAUUCAUUUUAAAAGUGAUUCUAUUCAUUUGCCCACCAGCGACACAUCAUAUCUGUAUUGCGUUGCCUCCGUCGCAGAAACACUAGUUCCAGACAGUGUUACGGACUAUACUUUAUGUAGAAACGAGGACAGAAUAGAGCAACACGGGACACUGUUUGCAAAAAAUGAUGAACUAUUUGUAUCAAUCACAAUUUUAUUUUCAUUUUCCCGGGCAGGCUGCACCUGUUGUGCCUGCAAUGGGGAUCCGAUUGCUUUUGACAUCCAAAUCAUUAAUUGGCAUUAGGCUCUAAACUUCCUAUAGAACUUGUGAAAAUUUCCACUUUUCCAUUCAAACAGUUUGGCGUAUUAUUAACAUUGCCUCAAAUUUCUUUAGCCAGCGUAGAUGUACACACUGUACUAUGAAAUUGGCUACAACCAAUUUUGGUAACAAUCUGGUUGUACAUAAUCCUGACACAGGGAGUAGUUAAGGAAUAUUGACAAGUUAUUGGUUCCUUUUUUUUUUUUUUGGUGAUCGUAAAAAUAGCUUACGAGAGUGUUUUCCUGCAGUGCAAGACACGAAAAAUUCCACCGAAUCCUGGCAACGAUUUUGUCUAUUCAAUCUGCUCGAAGCAGUGUAGCCUAGUUUGUUGAUUUAAGAAAUUCAAUCUGACAAAUAGCGACUAGGCGCUUUUACUAUUAUUUCACUUGGUAUCCUCUGCACCAGGCCAACCAAUACCUUAAAGAAUUGAACAAUUAUUGUCGAAACGUAGCUGCUGUAUUGGCAUCUUAGUGCUACUAGUAUUCGACAAAAUUGCAAAUCAGUGAAACAGUAUGUGAGGGUUUUCUUUUCGCUCAAGGCAAAGUUCUGCAAUUUGUGAAAAAAGAAAACUUAACAAAAUCAAAAUCCGGCUACACCGGCACCGGAAUACUACAAACAAAUGCGGCCAAACGAAGCAAACAGAGAUGGGGAGGGGUUCGUGAUAUGCGCUGAAAGAUCGAGUGCUAGCAACAUUACUAUCGACGUAGUCAUUAUCGUAUUGUACCGCAUAAUUUUCAACCUUCCCUCUUGUCUUUCCAGUUGUAUUUCUAUGUGUUUCGAACUUUUGCCCAACUCAUUCUCAUCUUUUCUCAACACUUUUUCAAACCUUUCGCACCGCAAAGGUGUGAAGUGACGAAAAUGUUGGUGCUGGGAUAGAUAUUUUUUUAUAAUAACUUUAAGUCCUUGUAAACGUUGUGCAAUGUCCUAAAUGGCUAGACGUAGCGCGUAUCAUAGACUAUCCCUCCCCCAACCCCUGAUGUGUGAUAAACCUAUGAUUUUUUGCCUUCCGAUCCUAUUUUAGACUUACUCUCUUAUUGCAAUACUUUCCUUACCACCUAAUUUUUAUUUUUAUGCAUUUUUCAUUCUCUUAUCUGCUACUAUUUUUUGAUACCGAUCUCAAAAGAACGUAAAAUUUCUCAUCGUUUUCUCAACAUGGUCGUUGAUGGUCGGUUGGGGCAACCGAAGCAUGUCAGCAACAUCCGUUCGUAAGGGAGAAGGUGCGGCAUUUUUUAGUUGAACAAAAGCACCGAUAUACAUACCAAUCAAAAGACCCCCGGAAAACACAUUUCAGCUGACCUAAGGACACUUUCACUUAGUACACACGAGUGUACUCGAUCACUCUCGGAACCUUGACAUUCGGCAGCAAUUAAUGUGUUCUGCCUAACGAAUGAGGAUAAUGUUGCUAAACUAAACUGUUGGCUGCAUUCGAGUUUUGUAAAUAUUUGUUUUUUCCUGGGACAACACAGGAAAAUCUGAUUUUUGAGUGGUUUGUGUCCUGCUUAUCUGAAAUGUGUGCGCGUGUGUGUGUGCUGCAGUUGUGUGCAGCUACUGUGUUAGGUUUACUCGACCCGGAGCGUCGUCUUAAGUCAGAUCAGUUUGCUUUUUGGUAAGUUCCUCCCUGCAUCCCUUCGGUUAUGUUGUUACGCAAUUCUUCGGUUUACCAUUUGUACCCUCUCCUCUAUCCUAUUAGAUGCCAUUAUUGCUGCAGCUAGAUAUUUUUCCUAUUUCUAAGGAAGUCUGUAGCACGUAAAAAAGUACAAAAACAUUCAUUGUUUUAUUCAUUUUCCACUUUCAUCCGCUACUCAUUUGGUUCAGUUGUGUUUUGCUACUUACAUGGCAGUCUUAAAUUAAUGCCUCCAACAUAUCAAUAGAACGCGGGAGUAUAUUUGUACGCAUCGGUUUCGUAAUCACCUAGUGUCAUUAAAUCUUAUUUGAAAAAAAAAACAAUUCUCAAAAUAGUAUCGUAUCAGUACCUGAACUUAGCUCCUACGUUGUCUAUUAUCAAUAAUUUCGAAAAAUCCCUAUCUGUUGGGUAAUGUAAGCAUCUUCAUGUUCACAGUGCCCUAGCAUUGAUCUACUUGAUUUUUAAAAAAUCCCUCCAACAAAACAAACCACCAUAGCUGUCCGAAUUCCCUCCUCCCAAUCGGCUACUCCUGAAUAAAAUACAUGAAUUGAAACGAAAAAAAAAACAAAGAAAAAAAAUCUAUUUUAAAGUUCUACAAGGACUAC
This is a messenger RNA of Anopheles darlingi, 6968 nucleotides long. RefSeq lists its product as uncharacterized. Bases 1728 to 2639 code for a protein of 303 amino acids. Gene Ontology annotation, cellular component: nucleus. The record is from RefSeq and is a predicted model, not a curated record. Lineage: Eukaryota; Metazoa; Arthropoda; Insecta; Diptera; Culicidae. The transcript has 2 exons.